Molecule: messenger RNA, 4679 nt
Organism: Oncorhynchus kisutch (coho salmon)
Lineage: Eukaryota; Metazoa; Chordata; Actinopteri; Salmoniformes; Salmonidae
Product: ETS-related transcription factor Elf-1-like
Exons: 8
Coding region: 1674-3062 (462 amino acids)
Biological process (GO): regulation of transcription by RNA polymerase II; cell differentiation
Cellular component (GO): nucleus
Molecular function (GO): DNA-binding transcription factor activity, RNA polymerase II-specific; sequence-specific DNA binding
Source: RefSeq, a predicted model, not a curated record
UCAGUGUAUAUGCGAGCGAGCAAACACACUCACACAGGGCCACACAUACAUACACACAAGUCAUACACAGAAAGGGGGGUGAGAUUUUAAGCUCACAAAAACACACAGCUGUGUUAUUCAGAAACGCCUCAUAAUUCCUCCAUGUUAGAUUGGCCAGGCCCAGUCACCCCGGGCAACAGGGGAAGCUUAUCAGCUCCUCACCCUAUUCCCCUACCAGCCUGGCCUAAUUCACAAUGCUCUUUGUACACACACACACACACACACACACACACACACACAAAGGACAGCGAGUGUGUUAUGGAGCUUAUCACUGUCCCUAAGGGUCUGGCAGCAACUUCACAGGAUCAGAUCACAUGACUGAAGCCACAGACACCAACACAUGUGAUGGAUGAACCUUCUAGAUGGACUGUGUCAUGUCCCAAAUAUUCUUAAAAACCUCGUCACCAUUGUCCAUGGAAACAAGGAGUCAUUUAACAAUAUUGGGAAAUAUACAGGACACAGAGAACAUGAGGAAGCAUUAGCGAUAACCCAACAUUCAAAACAACCACAAUACAAGAUGGCAGACUGGCAGACGUACAAUGGAACAUUUCUCUCCGUGGUGACAGCUGUUCCAGCGCUGUUUGGCUCCCUCCCGCUCUCUCAGGAGGAAGUGGAGCCCACAGAAUGGGUUGUGCUUCCUGUGCGAUAACAGCCUCAGUCGCAUCUUGCUCUCUCAGCCGUCACAUGCGCACGCGCGCGCGCACACACACACACACAGACACUAUGGAAGAAACAACACAAAGAGCAACAUAUCUACUGAACAGGCAAAACAGAAAAUACUGGCAUUCAAAAUGCAUCGGCAUGAAUAUAGCAUGCAUGAUGUCUGACCUGUGAGCAGCUCUCGGGCUGUCUCAUGGGAAGUCUCUCUCUAAGGGGUUUAAGGAUAGAGUGGGAGGAGCUCAGGUAAACAGAGGCAUGUAGCACAACAACUGUCGUCAUGGUGCAUGUUACCUGUACGUGGUUCUUUACCUACUGUGUGUGAGAAAGAGAGGUCAUGGUAGGCCAGAAACAGCUAAACAGGAUUUUCUGGUGCUAACAACAGUCAGUAACUGCCUGAAGAGUGGAGGACAGUCUCUCUGUUCCCUUUUCUCAGGUUGAGACCACAGGACCGUUGGCGGCCUCCACUUCUUCAUCGAGGGUAGAAACUUAGAAAGAGAGAAGGAAACAAGUAAUUGAUUCUCCCUGCAACUUCUCUGUCUCUUUUCCUGUUCAACAUCUCAUCUAUGGAACAUCUACUGAGGACUCCUGCAGGAUUUUACCUCAACAAUUGAACCAACUAGCCAAGCCAACACUCACUCUUCUGAGAGGUCAAGCCACUGUGCUGGAGUGAGGAACGAGUUACUAGCCAGCUAUUUAUCUGAAGUUACUUUCAUUUAGACAGUUUAGUCACUGUGCUGUUCAGGCAUGCAGUUAAGAGUGACUCAUCCUCAGCAGGACCUGUGAGAAACAGACAGGGGGAAGCUUUUGAUACGACUCUCUGCUCAGGAACUUCUGGAACACAGAACCUGUGAUUUGACACCUGUAACUUCGAUUUGGUGCUCUGGAACUUAAAACGUGUUGUGUGAAACUGUUGGACAUCUGAUGUGGAAUGCUGGGAUGAUGACAUCGUAGACCUGUGAUUGGAGUAUUCUGGGAUGUCUUCCAUGCUGCAGCAGACGGAACUCAUCUUUGAGUUUGCCAGCGACCACGUGAACAAUGGACUACAGCUGGAUGAGCACUUGGCCUAUCCUGCAGUGAUAGUGGAGCAGAUCCCACAAUCCCACCUGCUCUCCUACACAGGCCUGGCCUGUGAGCAGACACACACAGAAGACCACCUGCUAACAACAGUGGAGGACAGUGAGAGUGGAGAUGAGGAAACCAUGGAAACACUGGUGGCAGCUGAGACUCUCCUCAACAUGGACUCCCCUGACUCCCUCUCUCUGGACCAACAGCACUACACCCAGCUGUACGUCCCUGCCCUGGGUGAUGUCAUCACGUCACCCGUUACCCACCAGUUGACGGUGUCAGCGGAAGGCCUUGUGGGAGCUCUGGGCCAGCCCCAGUGGGUCACACUGCAGAGGGAGACUGUUGCUGAGCAACCAAAGAAGAAGAGAGCUAAGAAAUCCAAAAGGCCUGAAUCCCCCACACCGGACAUCACAUUCAAGAGGGGCAAAUACAGCAAAGGUAACACUAUGUUCUUGUGGCAGUUCCUGAUUGAGCUUCUCCAGGACAGACAGGCCUGCCCACGUUACAUCAAAUGGACCAAUCGGCAUGCAGGGAUCUUUAAGCUGGUCAACUCCAAGGCUGUGGCCAGACUCUGGGGCAAACACAAGAACAAACCAGACAUGAACUAUGAGACCAUGGGCCGAGCACUCCGGUACUACUACCAGCGUGGGAUUCUGAACAAGGUGGAGGGUCAGAGGCUGGUCUACCAGUUUGCCUCUCUGCCCAAAGACAUGGUCUUCAUCAGCGACGAUGAAGACCAGGAGGACCAAGACAAUCAUGAGGAAGAAGAGGACGAUGGCGAUGAUGGCGUCCCAGAUGACCCAGAGGACAGUCUGCCCUACAGCGACCAAUCCCUGGACGAUUUAGGGUCCUACGAGCAUUCUUUCCUUCCCCCUCCCCAGGCUACCAGAGGCUACCAUAGGCCCAGACAGACCAGCACAGGUCCAGCUGCAGCCCAGCGGCACCGACCUGGCCCAAAACCCAAGACCCAACCCCCAGCCUCGUCCUUAGCCCAUCGCAGGACAGUCCUCCGGCCACCAGGGGGCAGUCUGAUCCAGCAGCAGCAUCUGCCUAUAGUCUCAGCUGAGAUGCUGCGGACCCUGCAGAACGUGCAGUCUUUGCAGCCUGGUCAGCAUGGGUCAGUCUUCAGAACUGCUCAGCUGCUGGGGAGUCUGUGUGAGAGACAGGCUGCUAGUGCAGAACAGACCACCAGUCAGAUAGUGACUCUGCAGUUACAGCCCUUGACCUGCCCUGUCAAGCAGGAGGAGCUAGAGGUUAGGACUGAGGAGGACCCAGACUCAGGACUGAUUGUGGAGUAGGAUGCCCCGAGACAUCUGAUCAGUAUCAGCCACUGUCCUUGCCCCAUAGCCAAGAUGACUGCAGAAGACAAUGAUUUUCAAAGGGAGACUUUAGAGAAAGAUGUUGGACAGUUGUGAUGUAAAUUUGAUUUAUUUUACAGAUGUGACAGACCUGCAUGGUCUUUCUCUCACUCUUACAUUCCCUUAUGCACCAGAGCCAUUCUUACAGAGAGUUAACCAAACUGUUUUCCAUGUUGGCACCAAACACUCCAUGUCGAUAACAUUCCUAAUCGGCAUUCUAACAAGAAUGUAAUUGUCUUAGAACUCUUGAUACCAACAUGACAGACAUUCUAAUUGCCGACCAAAGACAUGCACUGGAUUCUACAGCCUCGCUGCAGAGCAUCCUGCUCUGCUCUAUCUGUGUUCGCAAUUCAGCUCCACUGAAUGCAUGGGAGCUCGUGCACUGUUCUUGUUCUAUUAACAUGUACCAUUUCUUUGUCACCACUCUCUCACCUACCAAAGUGCCUCAAAUAAUAAUUUUCCAGCUUUCACCAAAGACAGUCUUAAAUCUGUAGCACGCUAGCUACCACAUGAGGUAAACGUGUCCUAGUCGAUAUGUUUAGGGAGUACAUUCCAUAGAGAUGGCACAUCGCACGGUUUGUGGUUCUAGUGUUUGUCAGCAGAUCAUUCAACGUGCUGUGUUGUAGGGACCACUCGCUGUAGACAUCUGACUGCCUACAUUUUCCACAGGAUUCUACAUGUAAAAUCGGAAAUUAUGUUCAGAGAUGCUAAGUACUCUCGGCCAGCAAACCCUAGUGGUGUGUCUGAGCCCUUAACUUUACAGGCUUUUGGUUACAUUCAUACUUAAGUAGAGAAUACAAAUAAAUACAAAUCAAAAGGGAUUUUCUGUUUCAUUUUUGCAGCAGUACUGUUGGCUUUACUGCAUCUUAAUCUCAAUGUUGACAGGGUGGCUGAUGACUAUCAAUGAUGAUAACGCUCACACUUUUGCUUUUAAGAGAGUAAACGUACUUCUGCCAGAGUUGGUAGUUGCCCAAUGACCCUGAUCUAAGGUUUUCCCUGGUCAUCAUUUGGGGACGGUAAGCUGAUCCUAGAUCUGCCCCUAUGGGAAACUCCUACCUGGAGCCCUUCUGCCAGCAAUCUUGUUAGCAUUCCUGAUAUGCUGUAAUAGUUAUACAUGUGCUUUCCUGGACCAUAUAUGCCUUGAUAUAUAUGCGUUUGUGAACAUGUGACUUAAUACUUUUUCUGUCAGUUGUUUCUCAGGUGCAUCUGUGUUUAUUUGCUGCACAAACACAGUAUAUACCAUCCCAAUUCCCAAAUGUACUCAUCUAUGCAAAGAAGUAUGGUGAUGUUGCUCCUCAGGUCUAGACUCUGAUCUAUGGUUAGUUUUGCUGAUCCUACAAAGAUGGCUUAUAUAUAUAUAUCCUAAUAAAAAGCAAAUUUUCCCAGGCAAUCUUUUCCUUUAAUAAUAUUGCCUUAUGCUUCUUUGCUUUUGCUGGAAGUCUCUGAUAUAUUUGUUACUGCUAUUGUGUGAGGAACUAAUUGUGAAAAUAUAUACAGAAGGAGUUGAUAAAAUAGGAAUUAUUAAACUUGUUUUCAAGAAAUAAAAGUUUGAAUGAA